Carassius auratus (goldfish) is the source of this 2107-nucleotide messenger RNA. Its product is annotated as ubiquitin carboxyl-terminal hydrolase 21. The transcript is spliced from 12 exons. The record is from RefSeq and is a predicted model, not a curated record. Lineage: Eukaryota; Metazoa; Chordata; Actinopteri; Cypriniformes; Cyprinidae. Gene Ontology annotation, molecular function: cysteine-type deubiquitinase activity. The coding region runs from base 166 to 1470 and encodes 434 amino acids. Gene Ontology annotation, biological process: protein deubiquitination.
ACAGGUGAACAGCAGGUGUAACGAGAGCACAGUAACGCUUAUACACAUUCAAUUUGAGAUUGAUGUUUGGAUAGAAUGACUGACUCUCAUUGACCAUCAGUCGGAAAAUAAGUGGAGCAGAUACUGUGUUUUGAAGGGAUCACUGGCAGGGCUGCAGACGUGAUAAUGCCAAGAGCUGAAUCCACUGCAAUGGACAACUCGUGUCAGGCCCUGUGCCGAAACUUAGUCACUCAAAAUGGCCUUCAGCCAGAAAACGUGGACAUUUCACAGUCUGUACUAUACACAUCCAUCAUGGGACUCCUGCUGGUGACAGACAACGAGAAAGAGCUGCAACUGGGAAAUGGACAAGUUGGACUACGUAACGUUGGAAAUACUUGUUUCCUCAAUGCGAUCGUGCAGUGUCUCUCUCACACUCGUAGUCUUCGGGACUACUGUCUGAUGAGAACUUACCUUCAGGACAAACACUCCAACCAGGAACCUGUGCUUAUGAAUGAAUUCACUAAAGUUUUGGCUGGCUUGUGGGAAUGUGAUGGUGGGGAAACCACAGUGAAUCCUGGGAAGUUUUAUCACGUCUUUAAAGAUUCAGUGCCUUACUUCAGUGGCUAUUGUCAGGAGGAUGCUCAAGAGUUUUUGCGGUUCCUCCUGGACAGGCUUCAUACAGAAAUUAACCGUCGUCCAUCCAAACGUCCUCCAGUUAUGGAAAUUAAGGAACCAACAUACACAAGAUUCAGGUACUCCACAAAGAGACAGAUCUUGAAAAGAGCAAACUUACAGUAUCUGGAGUCAUUAAGAGGCUUUGAAUCACUCAUUGUCUCCUGCAGGAUUUCAGAGGAGGCCUUUGCAAUGUGGCAAAAGCAUCUUGACAGGGAUGACAGUAAAAUUGUUGAUUUGUUCUCCGGUCAGCUGCGCAGUUCUUUGCACUGUUCAGUCUGCUCUCAUUACUCCAACACCUUUGACGUGUUUUGUGACCUGUCACUCCCCAUCCCAAAGAAGAGUGAUUAUGGACGCACCGUCACACUGAGAGAGUGUCUAGACCUCUUUUCACAAGAGGAAAAACUUGAUCAAGAAAACUCCCCAAUGUGUGAGCGGUGUAACCGUCGCACUGAGAGCACAAAGAGACUGUCCAUCCAAAGGUUCCCUAGAAUCCUCGUAAUACACUUAAAUCGAUUCGCCAUGUCAAGGUACUCAAUCUCAAAGAGCACAGUGCCCGUGUCUUUCCCUCUGAAUGGGCUGGAUUUAGGGCCAUUUGGACCUGUUGACUGUGGUCCAGUGCUGUAUGAUCUUUAUGCAGUGUGCAAUCAUUCAGGCACAGUAAAUAUGGGUCACUACACGGCUGCUUGUCGAGAGGAGGAGGGCUGGUGCUACUAUAAUGACUCAUGUGUUGGUGAAAUAACAGAGGACAAGCUUCAGUCCAAUCAGGCAUAUGUUCUCUUCUAUGAGCGCAAAAGCUGCAAUAUCACCAGGAAAUGAGGGCAGAGAGCGUGCUGUUGUGAGAGACUUCUGUAAUUAUCUGGCAAAUUUCAGAUACCACUGAAAAAAUGUUGCAUUGUGAUGUUGGGAGAAAGUGAAUGAGCUUGAAAAAUACUGGUCAAUUUACAUGAUUAAGUUUCAUUGUAAAUCCAUGAUAAUGAGGUAUUUUUAUGAGGUAAUGAGGUGUUUUAUUCACUCAGGAAACCACAUUCUUUUAGAAAAACAUGCCUGUUGUAUAUAAAAAAACAUCUAGAUAUGUAAUGACUUGUUUGCACUGAAAUGUUUUAUUUUUUUCAGCAUUUUCUUAUUCUCAAAUCAAAAUCUGUACUUUGUAAUUUUAAUGUAAUUUUAAUUAAGAGUGGAAAAACAGGGAUGAACUAAACAUGGAAAUUCAUGCAGCUGGUGGAUGAUAUAAAAUCUUUGUCUUUUCUGUACAUUAUGUCUGGCUUUACACAUGUUAUAGAAUCUUUUAUCUGUUAUCUUUUAUAGAAUGACAUGCAAAAUUCUGUGCCAUAAAUGAAUGCUCAAUUCCUCCACUAAACCUGUUUGAUCGAGUGUUAGAUUUAACAUUCACCCAGUGUAUAAAUGUAUAAAAAUGGUUUUAGUUUAGACAUAGAGGGAAUGAUUGAAAGCAUGC